Messenger RNA from Pieris rapae (cabbage white), 1896 nucleotides. It is a transcript of the gene vermilion, whose product is annotated as tryptophan 2,3-dioxygenase. Gene Ontology annotation, molecular function: metal ion binding; heme binding; L-tryptophan 2,3-dioxygenase activity. The coding region runs from base 117 to 1316 and encodes 399 amino acids. The record is from RefSeq and is a predicted model, not a curated record. The transcript is spliced from 10 exons. NCBI's taxonomy places the organism in Eukaryota, Metazoa, Arthropoda, Insecta, Lepidoptera, Pieridae.
AACACUGCUUCAUUAACGAGUUAACGACACGAGUCAGUGUGAAACAACAUCGUGAAUUGAACGCGUGUGUCGGAAUUUUGAAGUGUUUGAAUUUGGAAUUCGUGAAUUUGGGAAAUAUGUCGUGUCCAAUGAGAUCAGCGUUGGAAGAUAUAGGGCAGGAUGGCAGCCAUCUGGGAAAUGAAGCUGGGAUGCUGUAUGGGGAAUACCUCAUGCUGGACAAGCUGCUCAGUGCCCAGCGCAUGCUCAGUGCUGAGUCCUCGAAACCUGUUCACGAUGAGCACUUAUUUAUCGUGACUCAUCAAGCUUACGAGUUGUGGUUCAAGCAAAUAAUCUUCGAGGUGGACUCUGUGAGAUCUAUGCUGAAUGUGGAAGGUCUGGAUGAGGGUCACACCAUGGAAAUCCUCAAGAGAAUGAACAGAGUAGUUCUUAUAUUAAAGCUACUAGUAGAUCAGGUAAUGAUCUUGGAGACAAUGACACCUUUAGACUUCAUGGAUUUCAGGCAGUAUUUGCGUCCAGCUUCGGGUUUCCAAAGUCUACAGUUUAGGCUUCUUGAGAAUAAGUUGGGUCUCAAACAAGCUCUGCGCGUAAAAUACAAUCAAAAUUACCAAACAGUCUUCGGAGACGAUCCGGAAGCUAUGGAGGCUUUGAAAAAAUCAGAAGAGGAGCCAGCUCUCUUAGCUUUAAUCGAGCGAUGGCUGGAGCGUACUCCCGGCUUGAACACGCACGGCUUCAAUUUCUGGGGAAAAUUCCAAGCUGUUGUUGACAAAGUUCUAGCUGAGGAUAUUGAAGAGGCCAUGCGAGAACCCCACGAAGACGUCCGCCGUCACCGUCUCCAAGAUAUUGAAAAUCGUCGAGAAAUCUAUCGCUCCAUUUUCGAUCCUGCCGUCCAUGAUGCUCUAAGGUCUAGGGGAGAAAGAAGGUUGUCUCACAAGGCACUGCAGGGUGCCAUCAUGAUAACUUUUUAUCGCGAUGAGCCCCGCUUUUCUCAACCCCAUCAGCUCCUAACUCUGCUUAUGGAUAUGGACAGUCUUAUCACCAAGUGGCGAUACAAUCACGUGAUAAUGGUCCAGCGUAUGAUUGGCUCCCAGCAGCUUGGUACUGGUGGAUCAUCGGGGUACCAAUACUUAAGAUCUACUCUCAGUGACCGCUACAAAGUUUUUCUGGACCUCUUCAAUCUCUCUACUUUCCUUCUGCCUCGGUCUCUCAUUCCACCUCUGGAUGAUGGUAUGAAACGGGACUUAAACCUCACAUGGGGAGAACCAGUUAAGGAAAAUGAAAGAAGCAGUCAAAAUGGCUUAGAAAAUUCAAAUUUAUAGGUUUUUCUAUAUAACAGUCUGUAUAACAAAUAUAUUACAAAACCAUUAAAGGAAUUAUCAAUAGGGUAUUACAAACCUUGUCAAUUAAAUUUUUUAAUAUUAUUGUUUUUGACGUAAUGAAAUCGAAAUCAAAAAAAAUAUUUUCCCCCGAAAACAACCGCAAUGACGUCAUUCAAGGAGCCGAUGUCAAUCUGAGAAAUGUCAAGUGUCAUGAAGUUGUCAAAUAAAGAUGGAUGGCAAUGCAUAGUGCAUUAUUACUGUAAACUACACAAAUGACAUUAACUAAAUACAGAUAACAUCAAGUGACAUCAUUACUGUUUGUAACUGAUUAAUAGUUUCAAAACUGGAAAACAUUAAUAUAAAAAUUAAAUUGAAUUGUACGAACAUUAAAAAUACCCAAUUAAAAGUUAUUUGUCCAACAUCUAUGGCUGUUUUUUAUAGAAUGUUUAUAUGGAGUCUGUGCGGAUUUUACCAAGAAUUUUAGUAAAUUAUAGAGAGUUCCUAGUAUAGUACGUAUAAAAAGAUAUUUUGUCGAUAGAUAAAAAUUUAUUAGACAAUUGUACCUUACAAAUAGUUAUAC